AUGUCAGGGAGGACUCUACCCAAGGGAUUUGCUGACUCCUAUAGCUACUGCUGGAGAUGUCGAGACUUCUGGAGAGCAGAUUCGCGAGCCCAGACGGCCCAAGACGCACCUGCCAGUAAUCCAACGUGGUCUUUCACUUCGACAACCGGCAUAGCAAACCCUCUGAUGGAUCCCAAUACAGCCAACACUAUGCCCAACAACUCUGAUCAUGAACCAAUCGCCGACCUUGUUUCGCGGAGAGUCUCGGAAAUUCGCAACGUACAGGCACAGCACCCUCACGGUCAGUCAGAUCCAGAUAUUGCAGAACGACGACGUCGAAGAAGAGAACGGCCGAAUCCCUUCGGCACACGAGAGGAGUGGGAGUCAGAUCAGUACGAGUCGCCUAUCGCUGGUGUCUUUACGAGAGCCUGGACUAGAUAUCGGGACAUGGAGCCGCCCGAAGACGCCAAGAACAGGAGCAGGAAGACCAAUUAA
Messenger RNA from Cyphellophora attinorum, 474 nucleotides. RefSeq lists its product as uncharacterized. NCBI's taxonomy places the organism in Eukaryota, Fungi, Ascomycota, Eurotiomycetes, Chaetothyriales, Cyphellophoraceae. The transcript has a single exon. The coding region runs from base 1 to 474 and encodes 157 amino acids. The record is from RefSeq and is a predicted model, not a curated record.